This is a messenger RNA of Funneliformis mosseae, 165 nucleotides long. NCBI's taxonomy places the organism in Eukaryota, Fungi, Glomeromycota, Glomeromycetes, Glomerales, Glomeraceae. The record is from the annotation of a GenBank genome assembly.
AUGUCAAUUUUCUUUGAAAAAUCCACGGAAAGUAGAGCUUUUGACGCGAUUACAACACGCUACGCAUUCUUGACUAUAUCGAAAGAAUACUUAGCGACAUACGAAGAUUUUGAUGCUCAAUUAUUAGCAGAAUCUGAAUUCCAGCUAGAAAGUAUUUGCUGUUAG